UGUAAACGCAUUCCCACAAUGCUUUGGAAAAUGUGCAAGUCUCAAAGUACGAUCGGCUGAGGCAAAAAACUCUUCGUUUUAUGCCAAAAGAAGACGAUUUGGAUAGUGGAAGGCAUCUCUGUGUGCAGACAUCAUGAGCAAUGACCAAGACGGCAACAUCGCCGAAAUCGACUUCUCUGUGAUCCGCACGGCCAUCGAGAUUGGUGGCAAGCCCAUUGAACAGGUUCUCAACGGCGUCCACUAUGGUAGCCCUGAGGUCCGCUGUUUGCUGCUGGACGAGUGCGAGCUGAUCAUCGAGUGCAAGGUCUGCCGGGCGCUGUUCCGAGCCCUUCCCCUGUUUGUGGCCCACAAGCGAGUCUACUGUACCAAGUCGUUCCAGGAGAGUCAGCCCCCUCUGUUUGAUACCAUAAUCACUGAUGAGACGGUGGUGGUGGAGCCUACUGCACCAGAGGAUGAUGAUGAUGAUGAUUCUUCUACGAGGACUCAAGCUGCAGAAGCAGCUACUCCUGAGGAUCAGUUGAAUCAGCUUGUGGAGCAGAUUCAAGCCGGAAAAGCUGGGACGUCUGAGGAGUACAAGUUUUAUUCCAAUGUAGCUGGAAUGGUUGAACGAAGGAAGGAGCUGGGAAAGACGAUGAAUCUGGAGCUGAAGACCAUUCCGACGAAUAGAAAUGCUGUGAUGGUUAAUUUCACCGAAGCUGUUCCACCAGAUGAAUCUGUGAAUGGAGACAAUGACGACGAGAUGGUGACAGAACCGGAGGUAAAAGGACCCAGCAAGCUAGAGACGGUGCUGACUCAAAAGAUUUUACCGAAGUGUAGAAAUGAAAGUGUGAUAAAAAGUAAAUGUGAUGAUACCGUGAAAAACAGUUCUACUGGUAAUAAGACUAAAAUUCCAGACUCUGAAGCCAUAGACGUUACUGCCUUAUCUGGAACAAAAAACAAGGAAAGCGUUGUUCUUGUCAGUGCAGGCAUGAAAUCGAAUGAUAAAGAUACAGAAUCUGCGGUGACAGGAAAGCCACCAGAAAGCGAGAUGCUGAAAUCUGUCGCCAAGCAACCAUCUGCUGCUAGCAGGGUCAGUGUCCGAGAGAAGAAGCCAUCUCUGAAAUCUCGAGUCUCGGAAUUAGCUGAGGCGGACGAGACUCUUGAUUUGUCGUCGCUAAAAUGUCUCAAGUGCCACAUGUCGUAUUCUUCGAAGAAGACCUUGCUCUACCACUACCAAAUGAGGCACUCGCAGCUGCGGACCUUCUUCCCCUGCCCGUACUGCUCCAACAUAUUCUUCUACUUCUGGGGCUUGACGAGACACAUGAUGAAGAUCCACAAGAAAUCCAAGAAUCAGAUCGACAAGAUGAGAGAGAAGCUGAGGAAAAGAUCCUUCACCAAGUGCAUCACCAAGUCUUGUAACAUCGCCAAGGAUCAGCUGCAGUUUAUUGCAGACGACGAGGAUGUUGAUGAUUCACUCAUAAUGAUGGAGAAGAGUCCUAGCGAGGCUGCACCAACAUCAAAGCCAGCAAACCAGCAAACGCCUUCUAACCCAAGCGCAAAGAGUACGAGUUCAUCUAAAGCUAAAGUAGGUGGUGCUGAGAAAAAUGUCAAAGCUAGUUAUGUGAAUGAAUACCAAACACCCAAGGUACACAGGGAACCAAGGAUUAGUUUAAAAGAAGGACUGAGAAAUUCAAAGGAAAAGCAGGAUGAUUCUAGAAAAGCCAUCAUUAAAAGAAUGAGCGAGUCACCACGCAGUAGAAAUCCUUCAUGGGCAGAGAUUGCCGACACAAAGAGUAGACGACUGAGAAAAUCUGACUCCCCUAAGUCAAUAAGUGAUGAAGAACCGUCACCUAAAAGUAAGGAAAGGGCUUUGGAUGAACUGCAGAAGAAGCUCACAGAGGCUGCUGCAGUUCCCGUGGCAACAAGAUCAGCAUCCAAUGAAAGGCUGCAGUCAGAAUCCAGAUCCUCUUCCACGGACUGGAAGAAUGAGACCGCUGCUGUUGUUCGAGGUUCUGAAACGAAGACUCCACCUGAGAAUCCUGAAGCCAGACGGAAACCUGCAGAAGCAGCAGCUGUGUCUUCUGCCCAAGUGACAGAAAGAAGACCAAUCGUUUCAGGAUCUCUGCAGGGACAAGAAAAGACUCGUUUGUCUUCAGAAUCUUCAUCGCCAGGGAUGGAUAAGAAGAGGGUGUCCUCUGAAUCAUCUCCCAGUGCUAAGAAGGAUGAUGUGAUCUUGGUUUCUGGACAUCCUGAGCCUGCCAAGUUGACUGUUGAUAGACCCGGAGCUAGAAGACGACAGAUUCAGAUUGGUACAACAGUAGUUCCAAGGAUGAUUAGCGAGAAACCAUUGUCCAGUGAAAACAAAGAUGUGAUAGAUAAGCAAAAAGAUCUCACUGGUGGUCAGUUGGUGUCAUCAAAAGCAAAAACCACUGACAUUAGUGUGUUGGAUGUGCAGGGAGGGAGUUCUGAAGGAAGAAGUGUGGUUCAGCAGAAGACUGUGGAGGAAAUAACACAAAGUACACAACCACUAUCAGAUAGAGAUAGUGAUGAGAUUCGCAGUAGGUCAACUCGAAGAAGAACGCUCACAACUAAAGCUCUAGCAUCGGCUAGUGAAUCUUACAGAAAGAAUGAAGUGAAUGAAAGAAAAAAUGAAAAGAACGAUAAGCAAAGUGAUAAAAAUGCCAAACAUGAAAACAAAGUAGUUGAUAAGAAGGAGAAACCAGAAAACAAAGUUCUUUCGGAAAACAAAGUGGCAGAAAAGAAUGAUAAACAAGACAAACAUGUUGAAAAGGAUGUUAAACAAAGUGAAAAAACUGGAAUCGAAGACUCAAAAAAGGUUUGUAAGAAUGAUAAAGAGAGCAAAAUUGAAAAGGAUGUUAAACAAAGUGAAAAAACUAGAAACGAAGACGCAAAAAAGGUUUGUAAGAAUGAUAAAGAGAGCAAAAUUGAAAAGGAUGUUAAACAAAGUGAAAAAACUAGAAACGAAGACGCAAAAAAGGUUUGUAAGAAUGAUAAAGAGAGCAAAAUUGAAAAGGAUGUUAAACAAAGUGAAAAAACUAGAAACGAAGACGCAAAAAAGGUUUGUAAGAAUGAUAAAGAGAGCAGAAUUGACAAGACUAACAAUGAAGAACAGAACAGUGGGUCUGUCAAGCCCAUCAAUGUAAAAAAAUCGGUAUCAAUGGACAAAACUCUGAACGAUUCAGACUCAUCAGACAUGAAAUCUAGCGUCUCUCCAGGUAAAGAUCGACAAGGCAGAUCGUCAGACAGAAGUCAUCUCCAUGACGACCAUCCAUCGGCAUCAGGAGGUGGAGAUGAAGCUGAGUUUAAAGCAUUCAGCAAGUGUGAUAAUGUCGACGAGUCUGAACUUUCUGAGAAAAUGUCAUCUUCCCGAUCGUCAUCAGUUGAAAGGAUUCAGCGGUCUAAGGACAGCAGCACCGAGAUGAAGAUCUGCCCAAAAGAUGCAAAACUCGUUGAUCUGAAAGAUGUUGGUGAGACCACCAUGAGGCUGUUUGCAUCACCUCCGGGAUCGAAACCGCUGAUCAAACACUCGCGGAUUAAGAAGAUGAACGAGUUCGUAGUUCGCUGUGUUCCUCAGACUGCAGCCUCUACAGCAGCAAAAUCUUUAGAUGCCAAAACUGAACCUCAUUCAAGAGAAGAGUCAUGUGGGAAGGAGUCUGAGGAACAGAAUAAUGUUCCUGAAAAGGCUGACAUCGCAGACUCUACUACAAAGGAUGACGGAGUGGCCAGUGAUUUAAAUUCUGGUCGUGAAGGAAGCACAGUGGAUUUAAGUUCUGAAUGUGACAAAAAUGAUAAUGCAGCCGACUCUCUUAAUGGUGAUGAUGACUGUUCUGUGAUAAGUUCUGAUGACAAUGCAAAGUGUUCCACCGAGACGUCUACACCAAGGGUUCGGACAUUCCGCUGCGGUUGUAGUCGUACAUUCAGUUGUAAAGUUGGUUUUGCCAACCACAGGAGAGCUUGUAAGGUAGAUGGUUCUGACGUGUUGGAGAUAUCGUCUGAAGUGGACGACAAAACCGAUGAUACGGAUGACAGCUGUUCUGUGGCUAGUCUCAAAGUGGAUGACACUUCAGAGAAGAAAAACCUCUUUGUCUGUCACUGUGGUAAAGAAUUCAAUGUCAAAGUUAGUCUGUCGAAUCAUCAAAGAGCUUGCAUCAAUCAGGAUGCAAAGAAUCUUCCAGAAACCGAAGCAAGAAGAGUGCAGAAGGUUUCUGCCAAAACCGACAGUAAUUCUGGAGAUGGCAAGGAUAAUGUAGCAAAGUCGAUUUUCUCCAUGCAGAACUCUUUUGAGUUGUUCAGCUGUGAUAAAUGCAAUCGCGUAUUUGGAAGAAAGGUUAGCUUCAUCAACCACCAAAAGAACUGCACAGAGAAGAAACCCGACAAGGGAGAUCAGUCUGCUAGACUUUCCAACAAGAACUGUAACGCCAGUGCUGUUAAGAAAGAUACACCACUCAAGACUUCAAGCACAAGGAGAAAAUUUGUCGCUAGAAAACUGUCAGCGUUUCGCAAUGAUGCAGUGGACAGCGAUGACGACCAUUCGACACAGAAAUGUUCAAGCAGCGACAGAAACAAUUCGGCCGAGAGACGGGUAAAGCCCAAUGAAUAUCCGGUGAGUUAUUUGCUUCCUCACCGAAAGAGAUCCAAUUCGGUGCGAUCGGAGAUAGAUGGAGAUUGCAACAGUCCUCCAGAGAAACAGGUGAGAAUCAUAGAGGAGAUCUGGGUGGACAAGCUUCCGGGGAAGCCUGUGGAGAGGGUGAAAUCGAACCGGAUCUACGUCAUGGAGGCCGAGGGAACCGGGAAGCUGCACUGUCAGGACACGAAGAAGCUGUGCGAUAUAGCCGACGAGGCGGCCAUGAAGUGUCUCGUCUGUCUCCAGGAGUUCACAAGCGUGUCGAACCUGCGCCGCCACGCCAUCCGCCAUCUUGGCUGGAAGCGCUACAAGUGCAAGAUGUGUCGGUUCAGCAGCUACAACAAGUCCGAGUGCAACACGCACAUCAUUCGCACACAUUCCGAGAAGCUACGCAGCGCUGCCGCGACCGAGUACAUGAUCGUCGAUCUCAACAAAGAGGCCUGCAGAGUGCGGACGCAGAAGAAGAAGCAGACGCUAAGUGAACGGAAGGCCACAGAGAUGGACAGAUCAUCGGAGGGAAGACAGCAAAGCCAUUCCAGACCAAGACGGCAGGAGAAAUUGGCUGUGAGAGUGCCGGAAGAUAGGAAGAAACCGGCCAUAAGAGAGGAAAACAUUCGCAACCCAAUCGCCCACAAUACUUUCAAUAUUUCUACACGGAAUUCACCUAGGAAGUUUGACACGAGGCCGUACAGGAAAGUGGAUCAGAUGUCGACGUUGUGUACAAGAAAGAGUUAUUACCUAAAGGCAAACCAGAGAGUCGAAGGGAAUCAGAACAAGAAGCGUUCAGGAAGUCUCAACAACUCUGCGACUGCUGAAACAACUAGUGUGGUGGAGAAGAUGGAUGAGUUGUCACCAAAGCAGAAGAAAGGGACUUCAGCAACUUGUCGUGAGAGUGUUGAUGGAAAACUGGAUAACAAGGAUGAGUCGUCACCAAAACAGAAGAAAGGGUCUUCAUCAGCUUGUCGUGAGAAUAUUGAUGGAAAAAUGGACAACAACGUUGAAAAAAUGUCCAAUGUGGCUGAAGAAAAGGGAGACUCUGCUGCUGGUGAAAAAGUGGACAAGAUGGAUGACCUGGAAACUACGAGCGACACUGAAUCCUUUAGCCGAUCGAAAGGAAGACUGAGCCGAAAGCACGGACUGUCCAGCGAACUCAAGGACAUGGGGUACGCAAGCGACAGCUGUCUGGCAAGUCAUCAGUCGCCAAGCAGGAGUCAUACGAAAACCAAAAGCGUCAGCUCGGAGUCUUCUGCCCAGAAACACCGAAAGUUGUCUGGCGGUUCCAGUUCCAGUGAGAAGAGCUCCACGCCUCAUGGAGCAGGGUCAAGACCUGUGACCAUGAUGAGCAUACAGGACAUGUUUGAGCUCAUCAAACCUAAACCCAGACCAGAGCGUAAAAGUGUGGGUGACCCUCCGGCUAAAAGUGGUGCUGUAAAGACGACGUGCAAUCGUAAUAAUGAUGCUGUCGUGAGAAGGGUCUCGCUAGAGGGAGCCGUCAUGACCCGCCAACAAGCUGAUUCUGUCUCACAGGCUGGCGAUAAAGAUAGAACAGGUAUUGUUGUCAAAGAGACUUCCUCAAAGGGAGAUAACCCAGCGUCGAGUGAUGCACCUGAAAAGACUGGUUCAAGCGAUGCUGCUGAAAAGACUGCUUCCACAGCGGUUAGGAAUCUAAAUAAAGAACUAGUGAAAGAUGCGUGAAGAUUGAUGCUUGUUGGUGACUUGAAUAAGAAACUUGCAAAACAUGCAUUCAUGUGUUAGUAUUGUCUUGACAAAUCGUUUUUCUUUUCCUUCUUCUGAUAUUUAAAAGCAUGCAAUGUGUUGUUAAAUUUCUGUGAAUCAAUUGUCUUGGUGCAAGGAACUUGGUAGAUCCGGAUAUGUGGUUGUGGGAUCACCUCGGAACUGGAACCCAUGGCAAUGGAAAUGGAAUCCAUGGCAACUUUCAGUUAAACUGUCAUGUGAUCGGACUAAACCAGUUUUAGAUUCUGUGCCUCGUGAAGUGUGUUUGGAAUGGGACUUGAUGCAUGCGUAUGUUGUUUGUUUGGUUAGUUUGUUGUUUUCUAUGUUAAAUGGUACAACAUACUGUACUGACUUUGAACUGUUUUUACGUGUUCAUAUACCAUGAUGGUUUCGAACACACCUAUCUCGGGCUUAGCCCCUGACAUCACCAGUGACUAAGUCCGGGCCGGGAUAAAUACUGUACUGAAACACAGUUGGAAUAAAUAGGGUUUUGUGAUUGGAGAAAAAGAUUUAAAGUAAUAUAUAAGAAUUUUCUGUCGGAACAGAAGGAGAAUGGAAAUGAACCUUUUAAAAAUUUAAACUAAUUUUUAAGCUCUGCUAGAUGACAUUCAUUAGUGGAGCUUUUCUAACACCAAUUUGUCUGGUGUCCGUCUGUCAAGUUUUCCUUUUGAAGUUUAUCUCUUAGAGUUUUGAUUGGAUUGUUAUGAAACUUGGUACAGUAAUCCUUUGAGACACACUACAUAAAUUAGAGAUAUUGUGGAAUUGUUUUAAAAUUAAAAAUUAAACUGAAAAUUUUAAAGUCUAUCCCCUCGUAGAGCUUCGAUUGGAUUGUUAUGAAACUUGAUACAAUAAUUCUCUGAGGCACUCUACAUAAGAUAGAUAUAUUUUGGCUCUUUUUACAAAAUUAAAAAAUUUUAAUUUAAAUUUAAAUUGAAAAUUUGAAAGUCUAUCGUCUUGAGUUUUGAUCAGCUACUUCUGAACAUUCUUUACGAUGAUCCUCUGGCAAUCUCCACAAAUUUAUCAAGAAAUUUGGAAUCUGUGAAUUUUCAUUAUGGUAGAUUUAAAAAAAUUAUAUUGAAUAUUUAAAAAAAAGUAUAAUCUUCUUUGAGUUUUGAUUGGAUAGUUCUGAAUCUUGGUAUAAUGGUUCUCGGGGGCAGUCUUCACAAACUAAUAGAGAGAUAUUUAUUUUAUUUUUAAUUUUUAAUUUUUUUUGUUAUAAAAGAAAAAUAGAGAGAUAUUUAGGACAUUUUAAAUUGUUAUUGUAUUUUUAAAAUUUAACUAAACAUUUUUAACAUUCAAAGUUUAAAAAUCUUAUAAUCUCCUAGAGGUUUAAAUACUGUACUGAAUUAAACAGGAAUUUGACAUUGAACAUUUAUUUUCUUGUAGAUUUUUGAUCGGAUAAAUGUACAGUGUUCUAUACUUGGAUACAAAUUUAAGUAAAACAUUUUAACUUUCAAAAUAUUCAGACUAUAAACAGAAACUUAACACUGAACAUUUGAAGGUCUUAUCUUCUCGUAGAGUUUUGAUCGGAUGGUUCUAUAGUGCUAUAUUUGGAUUAGUUAUACAGAAUGUAAGACGCACAAUAUUUAUGGAGGUGUGAUGUGGGUCAGUGGAUUGAUAAAAAAUUAAAAUAAAAACUUGUAUUCCAUCAUGAUUGUGAGAAAAAGAAAAUUAAUAAAACAUUUUCUUAUCAAA
Molecule: messenger RNA, 8053 nt
Organism: Gigantopelta aegis
Lineage: Eukaryota; Metazoa; Mollusca; Gastropoda; Neomphalida; Peltospiridae
Exons: 2
Coding region: 134-6319 (2061 amino acids)
Source: RefSeq, a predicted model, not a curated record